AACCUCUUUUUUUUUCCCCUUUUCCCUUGUGUGUGUGCGUGCCUGCGUGCCUGCGUGCGUGUGUGUGUGUGUGCGUGCUGUAAUAGCGCUUCUCCGUCGCCCUCCAUUAUGAGGUAGCCGUGCUGCUAUUGUGCAAGCGGCCCGACGACAUGCAUCCUGCACCCAGUCUGUCGGAAUCCUUUCCCAAGGACAGCAAGACUGAGGAUAGAGGCCAACAUGUCUCCCAUCCGCACGACCAGCCGCCGCCGCCGCCGCCGCCGCCCGCCGGCCACCAACCGUCGCAGCAGCUCCAACCCCACCAGCCUGCUCUUCCCGAGCACGUGCAGCAGGACAGCCGUCCCCCGUCGCCCAUCCAGUCGACGCCCAUGAGGAAGGACACGAGCUCCUCGACCUCGACCGUGGCUACCGAGGCUACCGCGGUCUCGAACGCCUCGGCCGACACCAAUUCGACGGCCUACAGCGUGGAAUCGUCCCAGUCCAUCUUCUCGGUCAAGGACGGGUCCGAGAUCUCCCACAACCGACGCGCGAGUCGGCGGCGAACCGGGCCGUUGUCUGCUCAGCAGAGGGAGAAGGCCGCGCUGAUUCGGAAGUUGGGCGCGUGCGCCGACUGUCGAAGGCGCAGGGUUGCUUGCCAUCCGAACCAUCACAAUAUGACUUGGGAGGAUGCUAUGCGGAAGUAUCGUUCGUCCAGCCCUUUGCAGGAUCUCGCGCCCCUGGCCGGUCGACCCAUCAGCCCCGCGCCUAACCAUGUCAGACAUCAUUUCACCCACGAUCCGCAGGAGAUGGACGUUGACACCCCUCCCGCUGCCCCCAACGUCCAAGCUGCGCCGGGACGUCCGCCGCUAGGCGACGCGAGGAUCCGGACGCCCCUGCCUUCGGGUCCGCGUCUAGAGAAGGCGAUUUCGUCGUCGCCCCUGGCUGCUGCGCCCAGUCACCACUACGCGCCCUUGCCCGGCGUCGAUUCCGUCAAGGCGGAGCUGGAGAGCGCGGCGUCGAGGAUCCUCUCGUCUCCCUACCGUAGCCGUUACACUGCCGUUUCCGCGCUUCUGAUCCAUUGGCAGAGCGACGAGGACCCCGGCGUGGCGGCUUCGGUGAAGGAGCUGGGUGCGGUUUUGGAAAGAGACUAUCGAUACGGACUCGAGACCCUCAAGAUCCCUGACGGCUGCACCAACUCGUGGCGAUGGCUCUCGCGCAUUAUCAACGAUUUUACCGAAAAGAAAGACAACAGGGACGUCCUUAAGAUUGUAUAUUAUAACGGAUAUAGCUACUUGGACGAGAACAGGGAGAUGGUUCUGGCGAGGCAAGUGGUCCGAGUCGCCCCGAGAUCCGUUCUUGUUAUCCUCGAGGAAGCUCGUUCGGAUACGCUCAUCAUCAUGGACGCUGCCUACUUUCCCUCCUCGAAAAUGGUGCGCCAGAGGGGCGUAUUUGAGCUCAUCGCCGCAUCCUCUUCGGAGGACUACUUCGAUAUCCUAGACCGAAACAGCUUCACCAGGAUGUUAGCUAAGCAGCUGCAAACGCAAGCUGCCCAACGCUCGACAAACGCGCUCUCGGCCGCCGAGCUGCACUCGAGACUCCUAUCCGGGUAUCCCAAGACCAUCCAAGACAAACACGAAAAGGGCGCGGCCGUCAGCUCCCCUUCGCCGCUACACAUACAGAUUUCGGGUAACUCGAGGUUACCUUCGAUUACGUUAUCUCCACCACAACCGCCGGCCCUCUACAGCCCCGAGAACCACCACGGUCCCCAGCUGACAUUGUCGAUGCGGUUGACCGAAGAGACUCUGAACCUCGAGAGCUGGGCCGAAUGGCUUCGUAUGAUGCCAGAAGGGAUCCGAGAUGUCAAAGUCGAAGGUCCAUAUACUACGUUUAGGUGA
Molecule: messenger RNA, 1871 nt
Organism: Durotheca rogersii
Lineage: Eukaryota; Fungi; Ascomycota; Sordariomycetes; Xylariales; Xylariaceae
Exons: 3
Coding region: 150-1871 (573 amino acids)
Source: RefSeq, a predicted model, not a curated record